Molecule: messenger RNA, 6504 nt
Organism: Sander lucioperca (pikeperch)
Lineage: Eukaryota; Metazoa; Chordata; Actinopteri; Perciformes; Percidae
Gene: mark4b
Product: microtubule affinity regulating kinase 4
Exons: 19
Coding region: 1042-3456 (804 amino acids)
Biological process (GO): intracellular signal transduction; protein phosphorylation; microtubule cytoskeleton organization
Cellular component (GO): cytoplasm
Molecular function (GO): ATP binding; tau-protein kinase activity; protein serine/threonine kinase activity
Source: RefSeq, a predicted model, not a curated record
CCCUGCCUAUAUGCCACCGCUGACGUCCUUCUCCCUCCCUCUUUCUCUUGUCACUGUGUUUUUCGGGAGGCGGAGGAAGGAUCCAGUUUUCUUUCAUCCUCUUCGCAGAAAAAAAAUGUUAUGUUUCCGGGGAAAGACAUAUCUCUGUGUUCCGCCGCUGCUCAUCCGGGCGACUUCACAUUCACAGCAAAAGCAGUUGGAACCAAACCGAAUGAGAGGAGCUAAGGGCGGACUGGAUUGAGAGGAAGAACCGGAGACUGACUUGAAGGCUGCACAUCCGCCGCUGUCUUUAAUUCAACCGCAAUUUUCCAUUGAUUUUUUUCCCCCCAUGACUCCGUACAUCUCUUGACGUCUUGAAAUGUGGUAUCAGGCGUUUCCUACUUCUGUUUCCGUUACUAUUUCUCUGUGGGAGUCACCGCUUUGACGUUUGUCACCCAGGAAAAUCAUAUCAUUUCAACGUUAGCUAACAGGAAAACAAAAACUCCCCCUUUUUUCUCAACUCAACCCGCGGUGGUCGCACAGAGCCCACGGCUGUUUUCUCUUUUUUGACCCCCAUCAGUUGCCUCAAUGGUUGAGUUUUCUUUCCUUUCUCACCACAAGACCGAUGCAGCUGAAAGUAAACCGAUGACCACCGGGAUUGAUUUAUUAACGAACCAGCCUGUGUCCACCGAAAUGGUACGAUAGCGUCUGGGAAGGAUUGGGGGAAAGUGAGAAGCUAAGUGGGGGGUUCAGUCUGGGCUGUUUUUUUUUUUUUUCUUCAGAUGUGGCUGGGUUGGUACCAAAAACACCAGACAGACAUGAGGUGGAUGUAGUUUGUUUUUGUACGCAUUCAUUUAAGCUGGAUCACUGUCUUGGUGAUCUGUGCUGCCUUCACGGACUGUGACAAUGAGGAUUGUAUGAGAAGUGAGGCUGCUUUUCUCUGGUGUGACUGACAGCCAGGCUAAUCUGGGGUGAUUUUUUUUUUUCAACCCAGUGUGAACACAAACCUACAGCCCAUUUAUUUAUUUUCUCUUGGACGACGAAGCGCACUCAGGGACGAAAAUGUCUUUACGCACGGCACUGCCUGGAAACGAGCGGAACCCGGACCAUCAUACCUCCCUGUCGGGCAGCCGCUCAGAGAAGGGUACUGGCUGGUCGAACCGCUCGCUUGGCGCCCGAUGUCGUAACUCCAUCGCCUUGUGUUCCGAUGAGCAGCCACACAUCGGAAACUACCGGCUGCUCAAGACCAUCGGCAAGGGAAACUUUGCCAAGGUCAAGUUGGCACGACACAUACUGACCGGCAGAGAGGUUGCAAUAAAGAUCAUCGAUAAAACACAACUCAACCCAACCAGCCUACAGAAGCUGUUUCGAGAGGUACGCAUCAUGAAAACUCUCAACCAUCCCAACAUAGUGAAGCUGUUUGAGGUGAUUGAGACCGAGAAGACUCUUUACCUGAUUAUGGAGUACGCAAGCGGAGGCGAAGUGUUUGACUACCUCGUGGCUCAUGGCAGAAUGAAGGAGAAAGAGGCCAGAGCCAAGUUCAGACAGAUUGUCUCGGCAGUGCACUACUGUCAUCUGAAGAACAUCGUUCACAGAGACUUGAAGGCGGAGAACCUGCUAUUAGACGCCGACUCCAACAUCAAAAUAGCCGACUUUGGCUUCAGUAACGAGUUCACUGCGGGCAGUAAGCUGGACACGUUCUGCGGCUCCCCGCCCUAUGCCGCCCCAGAGCUCUUCCAGGGGAAGAAGUACGACGGUCCAGAGGUGGACAUCUGGAGCCUGGGUGUCAUCUUGUACACACUGGUCAGUGGGUCCUUGCCCUUUGACGGACAGAACCUAAAGGAGCUGCGGGAGCGUGUUUUGAGGGGGAAAUAUCGUGUGCCCUUCUACAUGUCUACAGACUGCGAGGGAAUCCUGCGCCGCUUCCUGGUCCUCAACCCUGCCAAGCGCUGCUCGCUGGACCAAAUAAUGAAAGAUAAGUGGAUAAAUAUCGGCUAUGACGGCGAGGAUCUGAAGCCCCACACAGAGCCUGUGGAGGACUUAAACAAUGCCAGCCGCAUUGAUGUGAUGGUUGGGAUGGGCUUCACCAGAGAUGAGAUCAGAGAUUCACUGUCUAGUCAGAAGUACAAUGAGGUCACCGCCACCUACCUGCUGCUGGGACGCAAGAAUGAGACGGAGGGCAGUGAGUCUCGGUCAGCUAGCAGUCUGAGUCUAGCUCGAGUCCGACCCGGCACCCUCACCAACGGAACCAGCAAACACCCCACAUCGUCCUCCUCCUCCUCCGCUGCAACUUCUUCUUCCUCUGGCCACAAGGCGCAGCGCAGCGCCUCCACUUACCACCGCCAGAGACGACACUCUGACUUCUGUGGUCCAGCGCUUCCAGGUUCGACAAACCCUAAGCGGAGUCCCAGUGGUGUAGGCGAAGGUCCAGGCCUGAAGGAGGAGCGGCUGUCAAGCCGCAAGCCGAGCACCAGUACCGUUGGCUCUCGUAGCAUCCCUGCCCCCUCCAGUCCCAUGGUUAGCUCUGCUCAUAACCCAAAUAAGGCAGAGAUACCUGACCGGCGCAAGGAAGUUACCGCAACCACAAAUAACGUCCCUGCCAGUGCCAUGACUCGAAGAAACACGUAUGUGUGUACAGACCGAUCCAGCACUGAUAGACACACACUGCUGCAAAAUGGCAAGGAAAACAGUUCCAUAUCCCAUCGCCUACCCCCUGCCUCCCCUUCAACCCACAGCAUCGCUGGUGCUUCUGGGACCUCCUCUGCGUCCUCCACGCCCUCCUCCCGCCUCUCCAGGGGAUCCACGGUGAGGAGCACUUUCCAUGGAGGGCAGAUCAGAGACCGUCGUCCUCCAUCCCAUGCUCCCCCAGCUUCCCCAACGCCGUCUCAUGAUGCCAGCCCGCUGCCCCACGCCAGGACCCGGGCCACGACCAACCUGCUAAGCAAACUCACCUCCAAGUUGACCCGCAGGGUCACUCUUGACCCUUCUAAACGUCAGAGCUCAAACAAGUCCAUGUCGGGCUGCACCCUCCCACAGGGGACAAAAACAGUUAGGUCACAGACGAACCUGAGAGAAUCAGCAGAUCUCCGGUCACAAGCCUCGGCUGCUUCAGCCCAGUCUCAGUCUCAGGUUCAAACCAGCAGUCGCCAUCUAUCUGGGCAUCAGAAAGCGGUCGAGCCCCGGACCCCCCGAUGCGGCUGGGAUGUGAGGGUGCGGAGCCCCCGCGACCCGGCCGAGGUGGUGCUAGCUCUGCGCGAGGCAGCGCAGGGCUGUGGCUGCCAGGUCCACCUCGCCGGGCCUUUCCUCCUGUCCUGCACCCACGGAGCAGCCGGCGCCCGCGUGGCCUUCGAGGCCGAGGUCUGCCAGCUGCCCAGCGGGCUGGGCCAGAGCAGCGGUGUGAGGUUCAAGCGCCUGUGGGGGGCACCGUUAGCCUUUAGAGACAUCGCCACCAAAGUGUCCAAGGAGCUGGAGCUCUGAGGGCGACAGGAGGCGGGGCAGAUUGAUAACAGACUGGACCGGUUGAUGAAUGAGGAGGGAUGAAGAGGAGGAGGAACAACAAGGAAGAAAGCAUCGCCUCCUCCUCUUCCUCCCCGGGCUCCACCUCAUCGGAUGUGGCUAACGAUGCCUCGCCUCCGCCAAAGACCACCAAUCAAAAGACAAACGGAUGCACAGACACGGAUAGACCGCCAUCGGCAGACUUAUGAUGACCCUUGACCAUGGAACUGUCAGUGACCUACGACCCCUGCUUGAAACACACCACCACCUCCAUAUUACGUGAGCCCAUGGAGUCCGGUUUUUUUUUUUUUUUUUUUUUCCUCUCUUUCACGAUUUCAUGUUUGAUGACAAUGAGGAUGGUGUUGCUGAGAAUGAUGGAAGAUUGAUAAUUUGUUGUCGACAUUGUUAUUCCUGUUGUAUCAUAUUUGUUGUCAUCAUUCCUUUUUAAAGAGCUGCUAUUUAAAGAAAUGUUUUAAAUUUUUUUGUGUAUUAAGUUUAUUUUCUUUCUUUAAUGCUUUUAAAAAUGGGCCGAAGUUUGACGUCUGUUUCUCUGAAGCAGACGUCACAUAUUUCAGAAGUGAGGUCGCAGUCUGACCUCCGGCCUCUAGAGGGAGACAUGCAGAAAUGCAGAGACUUGUGACAGACUGAAUGAAGCAUAGCGGCCUUUCUGCCCAUCCAUUGAUAACGCCCAUUUACAGCUCAGUUGGGAUUUUAAUCAUUUGUUUUGUACCAUUUCUGGUAAAAUGUUGCCUCUCUGCCUGUCAUCUAUACUGUAUUCUCCACUGUGUAUUUACAGAGGAGCAAAGCUGCCUAAUAAUACAGGACCCAGCUGAUAUGUUGUAUUUGGGAACCUGAUCAUUUGAGCGUAUGCUCUGCUCCUUACAUAUACUCUACUUCGCCCAGUGUUUUGUCCAAUGCUAACUUAAUUAACAAGCAAAAGUACUCUUUAAAAAAUUUAAAUGACAUAACAUUCAGUUGGUUUAAAGUGCAAAGUAGAAUUUAUUUCUACAAAAAAACUGGAUCUCCAACGGGAACAAUGAUUUGAGUUUUUAUUACACAACAAGGUGUUGUCAGCUGGCCUGUAUUUAUUUUAGUUUUUGAGUUUCUUAUCUGGAAAAAAAGCCACUUUAUAUUAUUUCUCACUCAGCAGGUUUUGUCUAUUAAGAUUAGAAAAGCAGGUCAGCCAGAGUACAUUUUUCAGAGACCGAUACGUGCUGAUUCAACUAUUAGUUAAUUAAAUAAAGUUAGUUUAACAUUUAACUAAACUAUACUUUUUUAACCAAAACAAAAUAAAAAUAGAUUUUUUUUUCCCCCAGCCCAUAUCGUAUGCUUUCACUGAGUGCCCAGACAACUGAUGAGAUUAAAUCUCUCCCACAAAUGGCUUCUUCUUUUUUUAAAAGCUCAACAAAUAAACCCUUGCAUUAAAUACUGAUACAAGUUUUUAUCUGAUUUAAAUUUAACACGGUAUGAUCCAAAGAAAUACAAAUCGUCAUCCUUUUCCUGCAAGGCCAAUGCGGACAUCGUUCAGAAACCCAAUUCAACAAGAAGCUAAAAAGCCUUUAUUGGUUGUCAAACAAUACAGAAGUUAAGCAGCCACAGAUUUGAACACCAGUAAAAGCAGUGCAUUUUUAUUUUUUCCAAGCUACUUUUUCUAAUUUGAUUUCACAUUUUUCCCAUGCACAUGAUUACAGUAGCUCAUGCUGGUUUAGAGUAAAUGGAGGAGAGGGAGGUUUUACUGGUAGCACUUAACAAUAUCACAGUCUGUCAGAACGCCACUGCCAUCCGUUCCUCUAAUGUAGUGCAAUACAGUCCCAAAGCCAAGAAUCUAGACUUGAAUAGGCAUCGGCUCAAUAGGGCCCCUCGCUUGAUUUCUUUUUUAAUUGUUGGUAUUGCUGAUAUGUUGUUAAAAUUCAUUGAGCACUUUUUUUUUGCUUUUUAGUCAGGAUUGCAUUGUACUGUACUGGCAGAGUUUUUAAUUAAUCAGUAUUUUUCUUUUGUAAAUUGUUACAAAAUCACACAUUUUAAAGCCCACUGAAGUGAAUAAUUGCCAUUGAGUGCCCUUCUUUCCUCUACUUCCCUCAGUGAAACCAGCUGGAGUGAUGGCUUCAGGUUUCCAGGUAGAAGUGCCACAAAUGUAAUAUUUAGGAAACUGAGGUAAAAAAAUUCAAAAUGGCGAACUGUCUCCAUAAAGUUUUGUCAGUUUUCUUUCGUCCAAUAGUACAUUUAUUUUGUGUUCUUAACCUCAGCAACACUUUUGAUAUAUAGAAGCUGUAGACCUUAACAUCUGUCGACCAAUCAGGCUGCAGCACUGCUGUAACGUGUACUGUUGACCAAUCAGAUUCCAGUAUUACUGUAAAAGGUGUAUGACUGUUAAUCAAUCAGAUUCCUGCCUCAUUAAGCCACUAUAUAAUUUCAAAGCAUGCAACGCUUCAAGAUGGGACCUCGAAUGUUGGAGAAAUUUGAUUUUCUUUUAUAAAAACACGUUGCUGCUCUUUACAGAACAAAACUACCAGAGUGCUCCAUUGAUCAUAUAUUGACACUGAAGACUCCAAAAUCAAAAGGUUAUUGUACUUGUACUGUAAUUUUAUGAAGCCAAGCAGUUAUAAUUUGUACUUUAGAAGUAUGCAGCAUUUAACAAAACGCGGAUAUGUAAAAGGAAAAGUUGGAUGAGAUACAGCAGAUAUUUGAUCUUCACGCUGUAAGGUCUGCAGGAAUGUAUCUGUUUAAUGGGAGAUUUUAGCUGCAGCUGGUAUCCAUCACUGUCUGAAAAUGUGAAGCUGUGAUUUAGGGCUAGUUUUUGCAUUUGUUUUUGUUGUGUACAACUGGGCCUCACUCUCAGAACCUGUUCUGUAGAAACAGUUAGAGCCAUGCUUGAAGGCUACAGUUCUGUUGUAUAGUGUGUUUGAAGCUGUCGCUGUUGUCCAGAAAACUUAACUUAUGGGCUGAAAUUAUGGAAAUGAUCGACCUGCAAUCCUGCAUGUCUCCUAGGAAAUAAUGUGUGACACAAAAAUAAAGACUUUCAACCUCGUA